Bactrocera tryoni is the source of this 924-nucleotide messenger RNA. RefSeq lists its product as uncharacterized. Lineage: Eukaryota; Metazoa; Arthropoda; Insecta; Diptera; Tephritidae. The record is from RefSeq and is a predicted model, not a curated record. Bases 247 to 876 code for a protein of 209 amino acids. The transcript has 3 exons.
CCGAAAAAUUAUUUAUUUGCCAAUUUUCGUACAUUGACACCGGUAUCGAAAAGGAGUCAAAAGCAUAACGAUAACAAAGCUGCUCAUCAAAUGAAAACCGUUAAAGCAACUUAACUUUUUGGUAUCUAAAAUUUGUGUGCACAUUUUAACGCACGUUCACAUUUCCUGCUCUAUAACUGAUUGGCAUUCAUCACCCGUAGCGACAGCAAACAAAGCUAAACAUGGUCAUUACCAUGUAGGUGAACGAUGUCGAACACUACACCUAAAAGUUCACAUUACCGAUCCACGUAUAAUUACUUUGACGGUAUACAGAAUUGGCGGGACUGCCUCGCAAUGGGCCACUCACUGGAAGUUAAUAAACGUCGUAGCUUAAUGUGGCUUUGGCCGACGGAAAGUGAAUUACUUAAAUUUGGAGCAUUACUUGAGACGCUCAACAUAAACCACAUACUUAGUAUAGGAUGUGGAAAUGGAUUAUUUGAAAGAAUAAUACAAGAUUGUCUGGGAGUGGCAGUCAAUGGUAUUGAAGUCGAUCGAUCGUGGUGGGAAAGUAGAUAUGCAAUUAAAAGUUUUAUUAAUAUUAAUUAUUUUGACGAAGAAGAAAAUCUGAAGAAUUAUCUACAAAAGUGUUGUAACUUGGAAAAUUGGAAUUUCGCAUUGAUGUUUUGCUACUUUAACAACCGCACUGCAUUCCUUAAUUAUAUCAAAAUGUAUAAAGGAAAUACACUUUUAAUUGUUGGACCGAAAACUGGUGUUAAUGUUUACACUGAACCAUUGCCGCUUGAACCACAUUUUCCUGGAAGAAGUUGGCAAUUAAAAGCUACAUUAAACAUUGGAAACCUUGAUGUAAUAGCUUUUUAUACAAAAGACGUGCAAUGAUAAACUAAUUUACUUUAAUAAAAUAGUAUAUUAAUUAAGUAAUCAAAA